Podospora pseudopauciseta is the source of this 1532-nucleotide messenger RNA. RefSeq lists its product as uncharacterized. NCBI's taxonomy places the organism in Eukaryota, Fungi, Ascomycota, Sordariomycetes, Sordariales, Podosporaceae. The record is from RefSeq and is a predicted model, not a curated record. Bases 932 to 1174 code for a protein of 80 amino acids. The transcript has 2 exons.
CAAGAUUAUGAUGGCCAUUCAAAAUUCACUACCUAAGACAUGUCUCAUCAUCAGACAUCACUGCUUGACCACCACUGCCAUGCAAACAAUAGCUGUUGACCUUCAACUUGACAGCCCCUCACCUCUUGUCAACCGUCAAAACGUACACCAUCCAAACCUUCAAUGUUGGACGUCAUUUCAACUCUAACGUCACUCCUCCUCGCCCAAAAACUCUCCCUCUCUGAUUCCCAUGACAUCCUCGCCAUGACCGCCGCCCUCAUCGCCAAUCAGCCCAGUGUAACCCCAAACAACCCGACUUUCCCCUCCUUGCAUAACAUCUGCGACAUUCCCGCCAAAAGCAGAAAGUCCCCAACCCAGAAACACGGUAACCUCCGAGUCAUGUCAUGUCAUCAUCAUCCCAAUGCCCCGCACCUAACCUACCACCUUCAACCUCACCCUUAACAAAAUAAAAACACCGUGCUCUGACGGAUAUCAAAACCGUACAGUGCGCCACCUUAGGUAACCAACACCGGCAGCCAAGCUCACCCUGCCAAUCUUAUCGCGGGGCAGCAACACUGCUACGCAGCAGCACACUAACACCGACUAGUUAGCUUCAUGCAAUGCACCUGGUCGCAUGCCACUGUUGCCCCCCUAGGAACCGGGCCUCGAACGUUUGGGGCAGCUCAAAAGUAAAGAAAGUAACAGAUCAAGGGGUUUUGAUCUUUUCUGUCUUCCUCCUUUCGCAAAACAAUUCCGUUAUCUAGAGAAGCAUCACUAUUUACCUUCUGUCCCGUUGAAGAUCUUUGUUGCUAUAUCCGUCACGCUACUCUUAACAUAACAUCAUCGCAUCCGUCUACUUCACCGCCUUCAUACUUCAUACCUACCUACCAUACCUCUCCAACAACUUCAACAUCUUGAUAGCUCACCCCCCAAAACUCCAUCACAUAUCACAAUGCCCUCCCACACUCCCAUCCGUCAAGCUGCCGCAGCUACCACCACCCCCACUACUUCUUCCCCCGCCAUGAAGCGCGGCGUGAGCCGCAACCCCCGCCUAGCAGCCGCAACCCUAGCCCUAACCCUCACAGCCCUCGCCGUCCAGCAAGUCUCCUCCUCCCGCACCAGGGAGAACGAGUCGGCGCGGAGGAAGGCGGGAGACCUCUACGUGAGCGUGGAUCGGAGUGGUGGCGGCAUCUAAGAGUAACAUACCUAAUUCUCAUCUACUUCAAUUAUCGGUAGAAUGUAUGCAUAACAGGUAGAACAAAACGAAACAAAACAUAAUCAAGCCGCAAUCUGAUCAAAGGAGCCCUCACUCCACCUAGCUUUCUUCUGACAUCGCGCAGACGGGUGGAACAGGAGAUGAUUCAGAGAGAGGACGAUUCUCGUGCUGAGAUUCUGUAUGUUCUUACACUCGAUACCAUCCCAUCCAUCAUCACAACACUGGACAAAAAGAGGACACAACACAACACAAAAAAGCAGAUUAUUGAAUUGUUAUCCAAUUAUGGACAUAUCUAAUGAUACAUAUAAAUACAGUAAAUACAAAGCACCCCAAACCC